This is a messenger RNA of Linum trigynum, 3515 nucleotides long. NCBI's taxonomy places the organism in Eukaryota, Viridiplantae, Streptophyta, Magnoliopsida, Malpighiales, Linaceae. The record is from the annotation of a GenBank genome assembly.
CUUGUUCUCCAAACGACCCCUAAGUAGAUUGGUGGAUUAUCCAUGACUCCAAAUGGCAUCCUCAAUCAAGGACCAAUAUGUAAAAUGUGAAAAGUUUAGAUACUAAAAUGUCAUAAUGAAAAACUUUAGGUACCAAAACGUAAUUUUUUAAUGAUAUUUUUCGUAUAAAAAAUUAAAUUUUAGGUACCAAAAUGAAAAAUAUAAAAACUUUAGGUACCAAAUCGUAAUUUGCCAUUUUGAUCCAUGGAUCUAUCCAUAAAUCUACCAAUCCAAUUGGAUUUGGAUCAAAUUGAUUGAAUUUAAAUGAAUUGGAUUGAGUGGAUAUUUUUCAUGAAUUGGUGGAUUGAAUUGAGAAUUGCCCCCUCUACUUUUGAGUUUUGGGGAAUUCGAAAGCCCAUUGGAUCCUCUCCUCUGUUCCCUAAUCGCGAAGUCCAGUCAGUCCGCCGGCCGACGAGGCAUCGACCCGCUGAAACCCACACCGCCACCGCGGUGGGACUAGCAAGUUGUCGAGACCAUGAUAAUUCCCUGGCGUCCAGCCCCCAUCCGAUCGUGUUUACGCACUGGAUAUGGGUUAUCUGUGAAACGAGAGCUAGGAAACACCGCAGAGUUGGGAAGGAACUGGUUAUUACUGGGUUUAGCUGUGGUAUUGGGUUUUGCAGACAUCAUCAAUGGCGGUGUUACCAGCAGUUUCGUCAGAAACUCCGAUUUGGUUCAUGAUAUGCCGCUAGACAGCGAUGUAUUCAAAAUCCCUCGCGGUUACAAUGCCCCUUAACAGGUAAACUUGCAGGUUUUAAGCUUUGCUGCAAACUUCUUUUGGAGUUUGAUCCAAUUAAAAACGCAAAAUAGCUUCUUGUACAGUGAAGAUUUGAUUACCUGAUUUGGAUCCCAGAUGACAACUUGCUCGAAAGUUCCUGACUUUGAUUGCGUGUUCUGCUUUUGAUCUCAACAGAUGGAACUAGCACAAUUUUUUGUUCUUCAUGUUUGGCAUUAGAUUUUCAGUUCGCUGAUAUGCGUAUAGGCUAGGCAUGAUGGUCCCAAUUCAACCUGUUUAAGAAAGUAAAUUAUGACUUUUCAUUCUCUUUCUGUCCAUUGCUGAACACAGAAACAUACUCAAUUCAAAUUUGUUUGUCUUGAUUUCUUUUCUGAAAUGUGGAAAAAGGUCCACAUUACACAAGGAGACCACGAGGGCAAGGGGAUUCUGGUGUCUUGAGUGGCUCCAAAUGAGCCUGGCUCAAAUACAGUUGAGUAUUGGCUUAAAGGCAGCAAGCUAAAGAGUCGUGCUGAAGGAAUUGUUACGAAGUACAAGUAUGUCAAUUAUACUUCUGGCUACAUUCACCAUUGCACCAUUUAAGGCUUUGAGGUAUAUGCAUGAUCCAUAAUGUAAUUCAUUGAGAAAGUUGGUAGCUACAUAUGUGCAUUCUACCUGUUUUAAAUCUCAUGACCAACUUCUGUACCCUAACUGUUAACAGUUUGACAACAAGUACUACUAUGAGGUGGGAAUCGGAAGCAACUCGACCAGGCAAUUCUGGUUCACAACACCUCCUAAACCAGGCCCUGAUGUCCAGUGUACUUUUGGCCUCAUAGGUGAUCUGGGUUUAAACUCAUUAUUCGAACCAGACAAUUGAUCGCUAUCUGUCCAAUCCUGUGGCACCAAAGACAUUGCCGUUUGUGGGUGACCUCUCUUAUGCUGAUGCUUAUCCGUUGCAUUACAAUUUAAGGUCGACUGGGGAAGAAAUUACCUAGAGAUUGGUAUGUAUAACCUCCCUCUCAUCUUGCUCUUAAUAUUCAGCCACACAUUUUGUGUACUAGAUAGAUGACCAAAAUGGUUGUUUGGUGUGUAAUUGCAGGGCGAAACUAAACCCUUCAAGCCUUACACCGUUAUCGUGUCCUAUAUAAAGCAUCAGGCAGUACAUCUCCGCUAGGGUACUAUGUUAAGAGGGCUUCUGCUUACAUUAUUGUCCUCUCCAGCUACUCUGCUUAUGGUAACUGCAGCAUCAUAUAUCUGACCUUAUGCACUAAUAUUGAGUUAGAGGGUUUAAUUUUGAUUUUAAUCUUUGUUUCCAUCUCUAUAUCUUAAUUUUGCAAAUCCAAGGAUGGAAGAUUAUAUGCGAAUUUGAGUAAAAUUCCUCUUUUGCAGGGAAGUGCACUCCUCAAUACAAGUGGCUAGUAGAGGAGCUGCCAAAAGUGAACAGGACGGAGGCACCGUGGCUCAUAGUAAUCAUGCACAGUCCAUUCUAUCAUAGCUAUGGGCACCACUAUAUCGAAGGGGAAACCACGCGAGUGAUGUACGAGGAAUGGUUUGUACAAUACAGGUUUGAUGCUGUCUUUGCCGGACAUGUUCAUGCUUGCGAACAAUCUGUGAGUACACAUUCACCCUUUCUUGCAUCUUUCCUAAUUUGUUUGCAUCCAGUGUCGCAUCGCAUGGAUGCUUUUGUUUCGCGCUGAAUUUGUUUUAUGUGCGGUGUCAUGUUUCCCUUUCGACGCGUCUUCUGCAUUUGACUGCAGACUAAGCUGAGAAGUUUGUGGUUGUGGUUGGAAGAAGAGUAUGUGUAGUUCGUUUCAAUGUAAGAAGUUGUCACACUGUCCUUUUUUCCUUAAAUGGUGUGUCCUUGUGUUUUGGAUAGAUGUCAUGCUUUCCAGAAACAGACGUAGCUUCAAUAUGAACACCUUAAAUGGAUGAUGCAUUGGUAGGUUUGACACAAUGGGCGUGCAGCGAUUCAGUUCAGACUCUGUCUGUUUAGUUAUCUGGAUUAAUUGACGAGAAAGGAAACGCGUUUUCCUUGUAUAUUUUUAUGCUGAUUCGGGUUCAAUUUUGGACCGGAUCAGAUCAAUCAUACUCAUGAGUCGCAUCUUUCAUGUCCCCCCUCCUCUGCAGUCCAACUGUAACAAAGACCAUGUAACUAGGGAUGAUAAUGCUCUUAUGUUGUCUUCAUCCCCAGGAUUGAGUAUCAAACAUUACGAUUGCACUCCGGUUGAGGAUCAAUCCGUCCGGUCUGCAUCACCAUAGGAGAUUUUGGGAAUCUUGAAGGAUUGCUUACAACAGAGUAACACUCUGCUCCUCUGGCCUCUGGGUGCAUAUACCAUAUCAGGGCUCAUGGGUUCUUUUUUUUUUUUUUUUUGCUCUUGAAAGCAUGAUGCCUCAGCCAGCCUACUCAGCCUUCCGAGAACACACGCCUAUUUCGAUUUGGCAUCGGAAUCAAGAUGGUUAUGCUGUCGAAGCCGAUUCCUAGUGGUUGCUCAACAGACACGCACUGGCUGCAGCCCUUGGCUGAGUCGUCGCAGGCUGCCGCGAUUUUGAAGAGGUGUGUUUCGAGCCACCUUUGGGAAUAUGUAUAAUCCGAGUUGUUGGGAUCGAAUGUUCCACUUCAAAGUUAGGAACUCUUGUUGUGGGUUUGGUUCAAUAGCUUAUAAUCAAUCCACAUAAAUGAAAAGAGUUAUACAAAUCUUCACGUGCAUGAUAGGUGAUUGAGGAUCGAUCUCUCUUUCGUUAGUUCCAAUUAAGCUCAGCACCAGAA